AAUCAUUUAUAUUUAUAGAGACGGUUAUCACUUUAAGGAACAAGAGCCAAAGGUCCCCUCAUAACAUCAGAGGGAGAAAAGCCUUCAGUCUAUGUCACCAGUCAUGGAGUGGAUCCCUGCAUGCUUCCUGCUGUUGUGUGUCAUCAGCCUGAGUAAUGCAAAGAGCAGUCCAACAAUCAACACUUUACUUGCUAGGGUAUGCGAAGACGCACCUAAAGAUGCCCAUGCAUUUAAAAUAGAUGCAACAGAUAAAGAUAAUGACCCAUUGACAUAUUCUCUCUAUGGGGAAAAUGCCGUAUACUUCAGUGUUGACAGUAAGACCGGAGAUGUGACCGUUUCAAGGACGCUUGAUAGAGAGAUUAAUGAUUUAUUACUACUAGGAGUUUCUGUUUCAGAUGGUCACUAUACUACAGAGAAAGAUAUAAGUAUAAUUUUACAAGAAGCCAAUGACAAUAGACCCAUAUUUCAGGGGUCUAAUUUUGACAUCCCAGUGAAAGAGAAUAGUCCAAUAGGUUCAACUUUGUUUAAAGUGUUGGCCACUGACGAGGACAUUUCACAAGGUGGUCAGAUUAAAUACAGAAUUGCUGAUGUUACCCCGAGUCAUGGAUUGAAACUGUUUAAUAUUGUUCUCACAACUGGUACUGUCACAUUGACCGGGGCGCUAAAUUACACUGGACUGAGUAGUUAUUAUCGGCUGACAAUUAACGCAACUGAUGGUGGGGGCAGAUGUUUUUACAAUGAGACUAAUUAUUACUCAAGCAUUGCUUAUUACGUUAUUACCGUUUUGGACGUCCCGGAUCUUGACCCCAAAUUCUUGGGCCUGCCCUACAUUGGGAGUGUUGAGGAGAAUUCAGUGGUGGACCAUUCUAUUUACACAGUGACAGCCAUAGACCAAGACACUGAAAUCAAUGAGAAGAUCAUAUACAGCAUUGAAGAUUCCACUGCAGAUGGGCUGUUUAAAAUUUCGAUCAAUGAUGGCAUUAUUUCUGUGGAUUCGACAAUCGACAGAGAAGAAAUUGGUGAUAUUGUUACCCUGACUAUCAAGGCCACUGAGUCCCAGCCAAACAUCCACGGAGUAUAUGCCAGCACCACAGCUCCAGUACAGAUCAACAUCAUUGACAUCAAUGACAACAAACCAGAGUUUUACAAAUGUGAAGGCUCAGGAGAGCUGCAAACUUGUGAUAAAGCAAGUCAAUUUAAAGUGGACAUAAAAGAGCACUCAUUGGGAACUGUGCCCAUUAACAUGAUGGUUAAAGAUGCAGAUAAGAUUAAAAACAUUAAACUAACUCUGGAGGGAGCAGACAAAGACAUGUUUUCUGUCGAGCCACAAUUUGCUGCGGCCGACAGCGUCGUUCAACUUUUGAUCAAAGAGCCACAAAAACUGGAUUAUGAAGAAACACAGCAAAUGGUUGUAGAGGUGAUUGCCAGCGAUCCAAAAGAAACCAGAUUUGUCUCCACUGCCACAGUUACUAUUAUGAUACAAGACAUCAAUGACAACAAUCCCAAGUUCCCAAAGGAUAAUUACUUAAAUUUAACAGUGCCUGAGCACUCUGACGUUGGCACUGUGGUGGCUACGAUUACCGCAGAUGAUCCUGACACAAUGGACAAAGGCAACAUCACCUACAUGCUUCACCCGGAAAGCAUACGGACUUAUUUUGAUGUGGAGCCAAAUACAGGUGUGAUUUACGUGAAAAACAAGACGCUGUUGGAUCGCGAAGUGAGACCUUUGUACCCUGGCACUCUUCAGGCCAAAGACUCAGACGGCAAGCCUGACACCGCAUUACUGGAGUUCAUAUUGACGGACAUCAACGACCAGCCCCCAGUCAUCAACAAAGAAUAUUAUCAGGCUUUUGUUAAAGAGGGUUCACAGCUCGAACUUCAAGUAGAGGCGACUGAUGCAGAUGAGCCAGGCACAUUAAACAGUCAAAUUGUGUUCGCAAUAGUGCCUAGCAUGUACAGUGGUUACUUCACCAUGGACCACAGUACUGGAGUGUUGAAGAACCAGUUUGAACUGGACCGUGAGACUUUGGAUGCUGAGCUGAAGGGGAAGAUUGAGCUCAAUGUUACAGCUACAGACAAGGGUAUGCCUCCCCUGUCCAGCAUGGUCAGAGUGAUCAUCAAUGUGGAGGAUGUCAAUGACAACACACCAGCAUUUAAAAACUCCUCAUACAAAUUCAGUGUCCAAGAAGGGGAAGCAGGUGCAUUUGUGGGGACUGUCCUGGCUGAAGAUUUGGACCAAACAACAGACUUCAACCGGAUAUCGCUUCGCAUCAUUGCUGGAAGUUUUGACAGUUUCGCCAUUCUCACCACUUCAGAAGAGCAAAUUUACAUGGGGAACAUCACAGUGGACCUGGGCAUUGAUCUGGACUACGAGAGCGCUCGGCAGAAAUACGAGCUGCAAGUAGAAGCCACAGAUCUGGGACAGAAAAAGGCAGUGGUGAUGGUGGAGGUGGAUGUGUUGGAUGUGAAUGAUGAAAGGCCUGAGUUCUUGCUUUCAAACCCUGUGAAAGUCAAAGAAAACACGACGCUAACUGAGGCUAUUGGGAGAUUUAAGGCAUGGGAUAAAGACGGAAACCACUCGCUGAUCUAUGAGUUGGAAUCCCUCAAGUGCAGAUGCAACGGCUCUCUUACACCUUGUGAGUGGUUUGUCCUGGAGCCGACAGGAGACGUGGUGGUCAAUCCCGAACACACACUGGAUUAUGAGCUGUGUGACCAGGCGCUUAUGGAGGCUCAGGUGAUAGAUGAGUACACUGAGAAAGGGGAGAACAACAGUCUCAUUGCAGGACAAAUGAAGAUCAACAUUGAAGACAUCAAUGACAAUGCACCACAAUUCAUCUUCUCAGAUUCUGUCCUUGUUGUGGUAUCAGAGACUGCAAGCAAGGGGAUAUCAGUUGGGGGAGUCAAAGCAAGUGACCAUGAUACAGGAAUUAAUGCACAGCUUGAGUUUAAAGUAACCGCAGUGCGAUAUGAGGACAUCAACAACCAAACAAGUAGCGAAAGGUUUCUGUUUGAGGCAGUUACCACGCAGCAAAAGGACAUUUACAUUGGGAUUAUUCAAACCACUGAGCAGCUUGAUGUCAAUCAGAAAGGGAAAUAUUUGGUAACAGUGUCUGCAACCGACACUGGCGGCCUUUCCACCAAUAUGACACUGGAGAUUUUCUUAGUUGACAAAUCUUAUAAAGUUGAACUUCGAUUCAGAGGGACGGAAGCUGAGGUUGAAAAAAAUAAGCCUGCUAUCAUCAGGGCACUUACAUCUGCCACCAAAGCAGUGGUUCAGAUUAUUUCCAUCAAGACGGACACUUCUGAAGAAUCCAGGGCUUCAGUUGGUGCAAUAAUGGUGACGUAUUUUCUCUAUUCGAACGGGACGGCUCUCACGUCAAAUGAAGUGCAGUUGAAGAUUGCUGAACCCCAGCAUGCUAUUGCAUUGGAAGAGUUAGGCCUCGUAUACAUUGGUGGUUCAUCAGUAAAAGUUCCAGAAUCUGAAACUCUGAAAUUCACCCUGUUUGGCAUCAUGGCAGGUCUCGUAAUUGUACUGGUUGUCCUCAUCACUUCACUGGUUUGCACUCGCAGAAACUACAGGAGGAAGCUCAAGGCAGCAAAAGCCAUGAACUCUGCAACCAUGGUGGGAUCUGACAAUCAUAGAAGUGGCCCAGUGGUGCCAGGGACCAACAAGUACACCAUGGAGGGUGCAAACCCUGUUCUCAAUCUCAACAUUGACACAGCCAUGGUCCUGGACCUGGAUGGGGAGAGCUCAGAUGUUGACAAAGUCAGCCUUGGCUCCCUGGACUACAGCGAUGACUUGAACACAUCUGAGAAUGAUGUAAAACCUGUAAUGCAGCAAAUCCAGGAAGAGGAGGAACUGGAGGAUAAUGGGCCACCUGAGUACAUCGAACCUCUGGGUGCGGCUCUAGCCCAGCGGAGCCAGAAAAAAGGCUUUGACAAUCACAGAGUGGGUAUCAGCAACCCUGCAUUCAGUACCACAGACCUGUGAUGUGAUGGUGGACAUCGACCACAUGUAACCCCUAUGCAAUCAGACAACCAAAUUGGCAAUCAAACACAACAUUGUAGUGUUGGCUGAAGACCUAAAAACUUGGAUGGACAACUUGGACAGGGAUGUUGCUGAGAUUCCCGUAUAAGAUGUGAACAUUUAAGUGGUGGACUGACGAUUGUGAGUAUUCAUUUUCAGCAAAACUAAAAGAAAAACAAAAAAUGACAACAUAUUAACAAUGUCACAAUACCACAUUGGCAUUUACCUAUGCAUUAUUGUAGCUUUUCUAAGCAAACAAAUUUGGAUAGUAGCAGUACUUUUGUAUGAUUCUCCCAUGUUUUGGGAAACCUCUUAAAUUAAAGCUGAAAAAAGAAUAAUUAUCAUAUUUAUUGUCAUCAUAGAACACACUUUAUACAUGUAUAUACAUUAAAUGUAUCCUCUGCAUUUACCUGUUACAGUAGUGAUGCAUAUGCUGGAGCAGGGACCUCAUCCGGGGAGCAUUUCAGGAUUGUGAACUAAGGGCCCCUAAGUGCCAGCCAAUCAAUCUUGAUUCAAAUCCAUCGUGUUGCACAAAAGACUAAAUCCCCAAACCCUUGUAAUAUACGCCUGGACCUAACUGUAAAUGCGAAUGAUACUAUAGUAAAUUUCCAAGAUCAGCUUCGAUUGGCUCAAAUGUAACGCCCGUAAUGUAAAUGUAAUGUAAUUUGUUCUAUCAUCUAUUUCAAUCAAUCAUUCAUUUUCCAACACAGUCUUGCUACUUCCUGGAGACGAAGAAAAGUAUCACAUCCUGGCUAAAACUGUGGCACUGAGCUUGUUUUUGUCACAGUAUUCCUUUAAAAUGUAAUCACACUCAGAUAAUUUAGAGGACAGAAACCAUCAGAAAAAGAGAAAACACAUUUUAUGCAGACUGGAAUCUUUAUUUUGGUCAAUAUGUUAAAAAGCAGCAAUUUGAAAACAGAAUGAACUUUAUCAGUUAGAGAAACACCCAAUGCAAGUGAUGCCACCCUUUGACACAAAAAAAAAUGCAUAUUGCAUUGCCUCAGUGGAUGACAUGAGAUUGUAUGUUUGACAAAAUGUUUAAAUAUAUACCUUGUUUGCUGGUGUUUACGUUGACUGUGUGACUUCAUGCAGCGUGAGCUCAUUAGAAGCAUAGAAAAAAAACAUCUAAAUGAAUGUAUAUAUAUAUGUAUAUGUACAAUGUAUGCAAUAAAUGAAUGAACUCAAA
This is a messenger RNA of Phyllopteryx taeniolatus (common seadragon), 5213 nucleotides long. RefSeq names its product cadherin related family member 2 (gene cdhr2). Lineage: Eukaryota; Metazoa; Chordata; Actinopteri; Syngnathiformes; Syngnathidae. Gene Ontology annotation, molecular function: calcium ion binding. The transcript has 31 exons. The coding region runs from base 92 to 3991 and encodes 1299 amino acids. The record is from RefSeq and is a predicted model, not a curated record. Gene Ontology annotation, cellular component: plasma membrane. Gene Ontology annotation, biological process: homophilic cell-cell adhesion.